Adineta ricciae is the source of this 1488-nucleotide messenger RNA. Lineage: Eukaryota; Metazoa; Rotifera; Eurotatoria; Adinetida; Adinetidae. The record is from the annotation of a GenBank genome assembly.
AUGUUUUUGUGUCAAUAUUGGCGCAGUUUGAUUCUAAAUCUAUCAUCAUCAAUCGAACAUUUACCUGAUCUUAUUACUACAACUGCUGGUCAACAUGAAUCGUCGAGAUCAAUAGAUAACAUAAGAAGAAUGGCGUGUUCAUCACCAUUACAACAGCAAUAUUCGAGUUUAACCGUACUCGAUGUUUACGAUGAAGCCGCUUUGAUUGGCAAAGAUUUUGAACGUAUUAUUGAAGCCUAUGGCACAGAAACUAUUCGUGAUCUUGUGCCAAAAGUGAUUCGUAUACUUGAGUUACUCGAGUUACAGGCGGCGAAGAAUGAAAAAGACGAAGAUGAAUUUGUGAAGAUGAAAACUCGCAUUGAACGUUUGGAGACUGAAAAAUGUGAAACAAGAGAAUUACGUGAAAAAUUCGAUCGUGAACUUGAUCUUGUCGAAGAACAGUGGAGAAAAGAAGCCGAUAAUCUGAUGACAUUAGUUUCUAAAUUACAAGAUGAAAAUCGACGAUUACGUGAUGAACUCGAACGAAAUAAUGAUUUCCAUAAUAAAUCCGAUUUAGCCAGUCCAUCCGAAUCGAUCAGUAUUACUCGUGAAGAACUUGAAUGUAUAAAAAACUUAACCGAAGAAAACAUUCGAUUGAAACGAGUUUUGAAAUCGAAAGAUAAAGACUUAAUACAGAAGACGUUGAAUAUCGAAGCGGUUCAAGCCCAGCUCGAACGCGUCUGUAAAGCAAACUGUACAUUACGUCAAAAGAAUACGUUUUCCGCGAAUCAAACUCAACGGUUAUUGGUGGAAAAGUUUGAUUUAGAAGUACAACUGAAAGAAAAGGAAAAUUAUAUCAAUCAAAUGAAAGAUCGAAUUGGUGAUGAUUUAGCAAGUCCAAGUUCACCGACGAAACCAAUUAAUGAUUUCACAACACUCGAAGUCAAUCAGCCAAGAUUUACACUUGAAGAACUGCGUCAAGUGUUAUGGGAGCGAAAUGAUUUGAAAACAAAAUUAAUGGAAGUCGAAGAAGAAUUACGAUUAUUCAAAGAACAAGAAGAAGAUGAAGACGGAAAUGCAGCAGUUGAAGGUCCAAUUCCAUUAGAACCCGACGAAAAGUUAUAUGGUUAUAAACGUGAUGAAUCCAAAGUCCGACAAUUUAUGAAGAUUUGUUUGUUCUUCCCUACUAUUGCUUGCUUCGCAGUUGCCUCAUUUUGACUAUCCUCAGUUAGCCUGCAGCCAGCAAUCGAUAUCUUACGAUCUUUAUUUUCAUCAUCGAAAACUUCAUCUUCACCAGAAGAAAGAUCAACCGUUGAUUCUUUAACCAAUCCGUCCACCCCUGUAUCGACAAAUCAUAGCGUUACCCAAUCUCAACCGACAUUUUCCACUCCAUCCACGCAAACGAAUGGUUCAGGAUCGAAACGACUUUCCAUGGAAAGUCUAUUUGGUAGCCAACGAAAGACAGCGAAACCUCCGAUUUCAUUACUAUCUCCGCCACCCUCCGAAUAA